Messenger RNA from Chlorocebus sabaeus (green monkey), 1741 nucleotides. RefSeq names its product peptidase, mitochondrial processing subunit beta (gene PMPCB). Gene Ontology annotation, cellular component: mitochondrion. Lineage: Eukaryota; Metazoa; Chordata; Mammalia; Primates; Cercopithecidae. The record is from RefSeq and is a predicted model, not a curated record. Gene Ontology annotation, molecular function: metalloendopeptidase activity; metal ion binding.
CGCGACCCCGGAAGCACAUCCUCCAUCCUCCGCCUUCUUUCCAGCAGAAAUGGCGGCUGCGGCGGCUCGAGUUAUGUUGUUACCUGCGGCGCGGCGGCGGCUCUGGGGUUUCAGCGAGAGUCUCCUGAUCCGCGGCGCUGCGGGACGGUCAUCAUAUUUUGGAGAGAACAGAUUACGAAGUACACAGGCUGCUACCCAAGUUGUUCUGAAUGUUCCUGAAACAAGAGUAACAUGUUUAGAAAGCGGACUCAGAGUGGCUUCGGAAGACUCUGGGCUUUCAACAUGCACAGUUGGACUCUGGAUUGAUGCUGGAAGUAGAUAUGAAAAUGAGAAGAAUAAUGGAACAGCACACUUUCUGGAGCAUAUGGCUUUCAAGGGCACCAAAAAGAGAUCCCAGUUAGAUCUGGAACUUGAGAUUGAAAAUAUGGGUGCUCAUCUCAAUGCCUAUACCUCCAGAGAGCAGACUGUAUACUAUGCCAAAGCUUUCUCUAAAGACUUGCCAAGAGCUGUAGAAAUACUUGCUGAUAUAAUACAAAACAGCACACUGGGAGAAGCAGAGAUUGAACGUGAGCGUGGAGUAAUCCUUAGAGAGAUGCAGGAAGUUGAAACCAAUUUACAAGAAGUUGUUUUUGAUUAUCUUCAUGCCACAGCUUAUCAAAAUACUGCACUUGGACGGACAAUUUUGGGACCAACAGAAAAUAUCAAAUCUAUAAGUCGUAAGGACUUAGUGGAUUAUAUAACCACACAUUAUAAGGGACCAAGAAUAGUGCUUGCUGCUGCUGGAGGUGUUUCCCAUGAUGAACUGCUUGACUUAGCAAAGUUUCAUUUUGGUGACUCUUUAUGUGCACACAAAGGAGAAAUACCAGCUCUGCCUCCCUGCACAUUCACAGGAAGUGAGAUUCGUGUGAGGGAUGACAAGAUGCCUUUGGCGCACCUUGCAAUAGCUGUUGAAGCUGUUGGUUGGGCACAUCCAGAUACAAUCUGUCUCAUGGUUGCAAACACGCUGAUUGGCAACUGGGAUCGCUCUUUUGGAGGAGGAAUGAAUUUAUCUAGCAAGCUGGCCCAGCUCACUUGUCAUGGCAAUCUUUGCCAUAGCUUUCAGUCUUUCAACACUUCCUACACAGAUACAGGAUUAUGGGGACUGUAUAUGGUUUGUGAACCAGCCACUGUUGCAGACAUGCUACAUGUUGUUCAGAAAGAAUGGAUGCGACUCUGUACAAGUGUCACCGAAAGUGAAGUCGCACGAGCCAAAAAUCUUCUGAAAACAAACAUGUUGUUGCAGCUUGAUGGUUCAACUCCAAUUUGUGAAGAUAUUGGUAGGCAGAUGUUAUGCUAUAAUAGAAGGAUUCCCAUCCCUGAGCUUGAAGCAAGAAUUGAUGCUGUGAAUGCUGAGACAAUUCGAGAAGUAUGUAACAAAUAUAUUUAUAAUAGGAGUCCAGCUAUUGCUGCUGUUGGUAAGCCUGGCUUCUUUUCUUCUAUGCAAAAAGUUGGCCAAGUACUUUUAAUUAACUGUCUUCUUUUUAAUCCUUAGGUCCCAUUGAGCAACUACCAGAUUUUAAACAGAUUUGCAGUAACAUGUGUUGGCUUCGUGGUUAAAAUGCUUGUUAUCAAGGUUAUUUGAACACAUGUAUUUAUAAAACUGAGAUCUAGAAAAAAUAAAAAUGAACAUGUAUAUACAUCUGGAAAUUUGAAUGAAAUACUGUAUCAUGCUUUCAAAGGAUAAAAAGACUACCCCUCUGAA